Nematostella vectensis (starlet sea anemone) is the source of this 1391-nucleotide messenger RNA. Its product is annotated as matrilysin. Gene Ontology annotation, molecular function: metalloendopeptidase activity; zinc ion binding. The record is from RefSeq and is a predicted model, not a curated record. The transcript has 10 exons. The coding region runs from base 49 to 1125 and encodes 358 amino acids. Gene Ontology annotation, cellular component: extracellular matrix. Gene Ontology annotation, biological process: extracellular matrix organization; proteolysis; collagen catabolic process. Lineage: Eukaryota; Metazoa; Cnidaria; Anthozoa; Actiniaria; Edwardsiidae.
GGCCGGCUAGAUCCACAAAUAUCAGCCUGCGACGGAAGGCUUGCUAAAAUGGCGACGAAAUGGUGUCUGCCGUUUUUGUUAUUUGCUUUACUUGCAUUGUGUGCCAGGUCCUAUGCCAAGCCAAAAACACUAAACUCAUUCAAGGAAUUGAUAUUUGCCCAGCACUAUCUUGAAGAAUUUCACUACCUCUCGCCCAUAAAGUCCGGUAACCACGACUGGCGCACGGCGAUAGAACUGUUCCAGCGUUAUAUGCACCUACCCGUCACAGGCCAGUUAGACGAGGCGUCCAUCAAGAAAAUGCAUCAGAAGCGGUGCGGGUUCCCUGAUAUCGAGGAAGACGAGGACACAAAACACCCGUCAAGCAGAUUCAAGAGGUACGCUGUUGCCCCAACCAAAUGGAACAAGACUUCUCUGACGUACGCCUUCGAGAACUACGGUGAUGAUAUGACCUCUGCCACGCAGGAAAAUAUUCUCGCAAGGGCAUUCAGCAUGUGGUCGGAUAAUAGCAACCUCACCUUCACCCUUGUGUCCGACGCGUCUAAUGCAGACAUCAAGAUCGCGUUUGUGACAGGAACUCAUAGUAAUUGCAUCUACCCGUUUGACGGCCAAGGGAGCGUUCUUGCGCAUGCAUUCUUCCCAACCGACGGCUCGCUACACUUUGAUGACGACGAGGACUUCACGGACGGCGUAGCCACAGGGACCAACUUGCUUGCAGUGGCGGUCCACGAAAUCGGACACAUACUAGGCGUCGGACACUCAAGCGAAACCAAUUCUGUCAUGAAUCCCAACUACAGUGGAUAUGACCCAAACCUAGCCCUUCAUGCAGACGAUAUCAACGCCGUAUCAUAUCUAUACGGUGAUGGAACUGUGAUGCCCGAUGCUACACCAUCUGCUUGCUCUGAUCAGCUGGCUGACUGCAUCAGCUACCAACACUUGUGUGAUGCCUCAGCAAGCAUGAAAAAGUACUGCCCCAACACAUGUGGCGUCUGCAGUGGAGGGCAGGUUGUCAACGUUUCAUGUAACGAUGAGAAAAGUUCUUCAACCUGCAAAAGUUAUAAAGCCCUCGGCAUGUGCUCCAACUCUUAUGUCCUUGGUUGGUGUCAAUCUACGUGUGGGGCAUGCUGAUGGUACAGGUUAAUGUAUUACGGUGACAAUUUCAAAGACGUAUCUUGGAAAAAGGAAACACAAGGAGACUUUCAAGACACCAUAAUCCAGCACAUCGCAAAUAGCAACACGUUUUGUAGCAAAGUGAACUUUAUAGAUUUAUGAAACGACAGAAGCCAUUGCUUUUGACAUAGAAAUAAUAACAAGAAAAAAGCAUGGAAAAGAUGAAAUGACGAACAUUGAAAAACAAAACCAAAAAUAUUCAAUAAAAAAUAAAAAUAAAAACA